This is a messenger RNA of Fulmarus glacialis (Northern fulmar), 400 nucleotides long. Its product is annotated as serine/threonine-protein kinase 32A-like. NCBI's taxonomy places the organism in Eukaryota, Metazoa, Chordata, Aves, Procellariiformes, Procellariidae. The record is from RefSeq and is a predicted model, not a curated record. Gene Ontology annotation, biological process: G protein-coupled receptor signaling pathway; regulation of signal transduction; protein phosphorylation. The annotation marks the transcript as partial. The transcript is spliced from 4 exons. Gene Ontology annotation, molecular function: ATP binding; G protein-coupled receptor binding; G protein-coupled receptor kinase activity.
GUACUCGUUCCAGGACGAAGAAGAUAUGUUUAUGGUUGUAGACCUGCUGCUUGGAGGGGACCUGCGUUACCAUCUCCAACAAAACGUGCGGUUCCAAGAAGGCACCGUGAAACUCUUCAUCUGCGAGCUGGUGCUGGCCCUCGACUAUCUCCAGAGCAGGCACAUCAUCCACAGAGACAUCAAGCCUGACAACAUUUUACUGGAUGAGCAUGGACACGUGCACAUCACCGAUUUCAAUAUUGCCACGAUGCUGACUAAAGAAAUACAAGUCACCACCAUUGCUGGCACAAAGCCGUAUAUGGCACCUGAAAUGUUUAACUCCGCAAAACCCACCAGCUAUUCCUUUGCUGUGGACUGGUGGUCGUUGGGAAUCACUGCCUACGAGCUGCUCAGGACCCGG